AUGUGCACUCACUCCGACGAAUCAGACGAGGCGGCGCCCGGAUCGUCCUCACUGAGCCAACAGCCUCCCAAGAAGCAAUCCACCUCCUCCACCAAGAGGUUCUUCCGCUACGUCGCCAAAAAGUUCGGCAAGGCCUAUGAGCCUAGAUACGGUUACUUUCCCACCGAUGAGAAAGAAGACGACCGAAAUGCCAAGCUGAACCCGCAGGCGACAGUCAUCGGGGUCGACGUCGAGCCGGUGCGGCCCCGCACGGCGACACCGCGCAACUGCCAGUUCCUGCUCAUGGACGUGACCAAGGACUGGUCCGGCGUGUUCCCCGAGGGCGACGAGAAGGGCCGGGGGUUCGACCUGAUCCACGUGCGCAUGAUGGGCGACCUGCUGGCCAACACGGACGAGCUGAUGCGGUCGGUGCACGCGCACCUCAACCCGGGCGGCUGGGCCGAGUUCACCGAGUGGGUCGUCGUCAUCGAGACGCCCGACCGGUCGUGCGAGGGCGGCGCCUUCAUGCGGUGGAACCGCCUGCUGCGCCAGGGCCUCCGCCGCAUGGGCAGCUCCGUCUACUACCCGCUCAUGUACAAGGACCGGCUGCUCGACGCGGGCUUCACCAACGUGGCCGAGGUCAAGAACGCGGCGCCGAACAAUGCCUGCUACCCGGGCAAGCGCAUGCAGCGCAUCGGGAACCGCAUGGUGCGCAACUGGUUGCUGGUGCUCGAUCCCGUGUCGGUGCCCGUGUUCCACGUCCUGGGCUGGUCCCAGACAGCCCUGGACUUGUUGUUGGACGAGGUCAAGAAGGAGAUUGUAGACACGCAGAACCACUCGUACACGACCCUGCUCACCGUAUACUGUCAGAAGCCCCUCGUGGGAGGGUCGUUGGCGUCGUCAAAGAUAGAAUCCAUCCACUCAUAA
This is a messenger RNA of Gaeumannomyces tritici R3-111a-1, 906 nucleotides long. RefSeq lists its product as hypothetical. Lineage: Eukaryota; Fungi; Ascomycota; Sordariomycetes; Magnaporthales; Magnaporthaceae. The coding region runs from base 1 to 906 and encodes 301 amino acids. The record is from RefSeq and is a predicted model, not a curated record. The transcript has 7 exons.